Molecule: messenger RNA, 819 nt
Organism: Cannabis sativa
Lineage: Eukaryota; Viridiplantae; Streptophyta; Magnoliopsida; Rosales; Cannabaceae
Exons: 3
Coding region: 1-819 (272 amino acids)
Molecular function (GO): nucleic acid binding
Source: RefSeq, a predicted model, not a curated record
AUGACCAAGAAGGAUGCAAAGCCAAGAUUGAUUCGAUGGGUACUUCUACUCCAGGAGUUCGAUAUAGAGAUAAAGGACAAGAAGGGCACUGAAAAACUGGUAGCAGAUCAUCUGUCAAGACUAGAGUUGGAAGAGAGCCAUCAUGCAAAAGAGGUACAGAUAAAUGAGCAAUUUCCUGAUGAACAACUCUUUAGUGUGAGGGAAAACCUAAUGGUACCGUGGUAUGCUGAUUAUGUCAACUUCUUGGCUGCUAAAAUAACUCCUCUUGAGCUUUCUCGUCAACAAUUAAAGAAGUUCUUUUCUGAAGUGAAGCAUUAUUAUUGGGAAGAGUCAAUCCUUUACAAGCACUGUGUUGAUCAGAUAAUAAGAAGAUGUGUGCCUGAAGAGGAGAUGUACUCGAUUCUCAACCAUUGUCAUGCUUUACCAUGUGGGGGACAUUUCAGUGGAACAAGAACUGCUCCAAAGGUGUUGCAGAGCGGAUUCUUUUGGCCAACACUUUAUAAAGAUGCAAAUACUUUUGUGAAGGCAUGUGAUCGUUGUCAGCGCACUGCAAUCAGUACAUCUUAUUGGAUGUGGAUUAUGUGUCGAAAUGGGUUGAAGCUGCAGCAACACCACAAAAUGACUGUAAAACAGCUCUCCGCUUCCUUCAAAAGAACAUAUUCACUCGAUUUGAGUCAUGGCCAAGCUGAAAUUUCUAAUCGGGAGAUAAAGAUGAUUCUGGAGAAAACAGUGCAGAGAUCAAGGAAAGACUGGUCAAGAAAGUUAGAUGAUGCACUGUGGGCGUAUAGAACAGCAUUCAAGACGCAAAUCGGGAUGUAA